Messenger RNA from Necator americanus (New World hookworm), 2346 nucleotides. RefSeq lists its product as uncharacterized. NCBI's taxonomy places the organism in Eukaryota, Metazoa, Nematoda, Chromadorea, Rhabditida, Ancylostomatidae. The coding region runs from base 1 to 2346 and encodes 781 amino acids. The record is from RefSeq and is a predicted model, not a curated record. The transcript has 12 exons. Gene Ontology annotation, molecular function: CoA-ligase activity.
AUGGCUGAGAUAAGUAUCCUCGGCAAGUGCCGCGAAGUUUCCUCUUCCUCCAAGAUCAGCGAGCAAACAGCACACUAUCACUGUACAUUUUCACUGUCUGGAGCGUGUUCAGUACGUUUAUCUCUCCGAUCAGCUCAAUUAAUGGAAACCAUUGCGAGUUAUCCAAAAACUAAUUCUACCCUUCCGGUAUUGAAAACAAUUCCUCGCUUCGACUUAACACAAUAUUCUGUUUCCGUUUCGGUGGAUGACGUACCUUCUCCUGAUGUAGUUUCUGUCGAUGGAAAGAAUUUUAACGAUGGUGCAAGUGGAAAUACUUCUGACUCCAUUGUACUGUCAGAAAUUCAGGAUGAGAACAGCUCACUAGACGACGACAUCGUCACCGUCGUCCCUAAUUCUGACGAUCAAUCGCGACCCAGUAAUGCACUUGAGAAUGGAUGUCCUUCACCAACUGAUAAUGUUACAGGAAAUCUCACUAGUGAUGAACAGACAGAUAAGAUUGGCUCAAGGAAAAUAAAAGAUCUCGAUGCCAUGGGAGAUGUGAAGACGACCUCCGUGCCAGUUAUCGCCAUGGAUCCUGAAGACUCACUCAACUCAUCGGACGAACAGCCACUACAAGAAAACGACAUUAGCAAUGCACCUUCAGAAGCCAAUGCUUCACAAGAUGAUCCUGAAAACAUCCCCAAAAUUACUAAUAUUCCAAUUCUGAAGCUUACAAGAACAAAUAGGGAGGAGUGCAAAUCUUGGAGUAAGUGGUUGUUCGCUGAAAUCCUGAAAAUACAUGAUAAAACACCGGAUCAUAUGGCUUUGAUCAAUGAAAUCGGCGAGAGGAAAUACAUCACCUACAGCGACCUUAUAUCAAAUACGAACAAAGCAGCUAAUUUCCUUCAUCAUCAUGGAAUCAACAAAGGUUCACAUGUGGCGAUUUGUUUGGAUAACAGCGUUGAAUUCGUUUAUUAUCAAAUUGCACUCUAUCUUAUUGGUGCCGUCCCUGUACUUUUGAAUCCCGGACAUGUUGGAUCAGGACGUUUUCCACGUUUUGACUGUGCAGCAGUUCUUGUGGACACCACAUACUAUGGACACAUUUUACGACUUUUUGAUCACUUUGUAGGGGCAAUGCAAAUAUUUGUACUGACAGACGACUUGGGAAGCCUGUACAUCCCACGUUUCGUAUGGAUUAUAGAUGGAUUCGGUUUUCUGGAUUUCCCAUCGGAAACUUAUCUUUGUCCGGAUGAGAACAGGAAUGAUAAUGAUGUUGUAGCAUUCUCUACAAGUGGCACCACUUCCCAAAAGAGUAAGAUUGUCGCGCAUGGAUCUGCCAGUGCACAUCGUCUUUGUACACAAUACCUGGAUGUUUUAAUGUCACAUCUUAUCGACAUGGUAUCUGAAUGUCGUACUCAUUUACUAGUAACUAGCGGACUGCACACAGUAGACGCAUGGUCACUUCUGAUUUAUUCACUUAUCUCGGAUCAAACUCUGAUUAUCACCGAAACGAACUCGGAUGUAUGGGCUGCAUCAUCCCUGGAUCGGAUAACUGAACUGAUUCGCAUAUACGAUGUGGCCCUGAUCACCUCAAAUGCACAAUUCUUAAAAAGCUUCGUGAAAUAUGAGACAGAGAAAUUGUACGGAAUCAGUUCACUCAAGGUAGUUUCGUACAGCGGAUCACCUCUGCCGGUUUCCAUUGCAAAGAAGUUCCACGACGCCACCGGAGCAUCAGUUGUCCAAUCUUACUCAACAACUGAAAUCGGUCCUAUAUCGUGUGGCUUACAAAAUUUUGAUAACUCAAAUGCGUUGAGUUGUGGAAAUACAUUUGAUGGAAUAAGCGUCAAGAUUACGGAUACCGAUGAGGAGAGCGAAGUGGAACCUGGAUCAUGGGGUCGCAUAUUACUACAAAGCCCAAUAAAGUGUUCCCGUUAUUUUGGUGGCAGAAUAAGUGACACUUUCACGAAAAACAAAUAUAUACGAACAGGCGAUGUAGGGAUGUUGGAUGAACAAAAUCGUCUCUACGUGGCAGGACCAGCUGACGGAUUAUUGACACUGAAUGAGCAUACAAUCGUCUCCCCACUACUGGAAAAUGCAUUGCUCGGUCAUCCAAGUGUCGAUGAUGUAGUAGUGGCUGUUAUGAAUGAUGAACUUACAGCUGGUGUAGUUGUGAAGGAAGAGGAACAGCCUCCUACUCUGGAAGAAUUAAAUGAAUACAUCAAAGACCUCAACAUGGGACUGCUCACAAAACUAGUGUUCGUAGAUUUUAUUCCACGAUCCGAAACAGGAAAAUUGAUGCGCUCGGAGGUUCUUUUCCUACUUCAGACCGAAGAUGAUGGUAGAGUAGUCGGAACGUGUAUUGUAUAG